Trichogramma pretiosum is the source of this 995-nucleotide messenger RNA. RefSeq names its product 40S ribosomal protein S4. The record is from RefSeq and is a predicted model, not a curated record. The transcript is spliced from 3 exons. Gene Ontology annotation, biological process: translation. Gene Ontology annotation, cellular component: cytosolic small ribosomal subunit; ribosome. Bases 206 to 991 code for a protein of 261 amino acids. Gene Ontology annotation, molecular function: RNA binding; structural constituent of ribosome. Lineage: Eukaryota; Metazoa; Arthropoda; Insecta; Hymenoptera; Trichogrammatidae.
UGCCAAUCGGCGCGCGGCACACUUGUUUUUUCGAAUCUAGCUCCGGUCAAUUUACGGAGUCGCUGACGUCUGCGCGUGACGAUACCAAGCCGAGAGCCGAGAUGCGCACGAAGCCAGCCGUAGGAACCUCUCUCAUCCACGUUGUCUCUUGGCUCGGCUGCACGCUGCCCGGAUUUCGACUCUUUGAAACCGACCAGAUAGCAACAUGGCUCGUGGUCCUAAGAAGCAUUUGAAGCGUCUCAAUGCGCCCAAGGCGUGGAUGUUGGAUAAACUCGGAGGAGUUUAUGCACCACGACCAUCCACCGGGCCCCACAAGCUACGUGAAUCGCUGCCUCUGGUCAUCUUCCUGAGGAAUCGUCUCAAGUAUGCCCUCACCAACUCCGAGGUCACGAAAAUUGUGAUGCAACGUUUGAUUAAGGUCGACGGCAAAGUCCGUACCGACUCUAAUUACCCGGCUGGCUUCAUGGACGUUAUCACCAUUGAUAAAACCAAUGAAUUCUUCCGAUUGAUCUAUGAUGUCAAGGGUAGAUUUACCAUCCAUCGUAUCACAGCCAUUGAAGCUAAAUACAAACUUUGCAAAGUAAAGAGGGUACAGACUGGACCCAAAGGAGUCCCAUUCAUUGUUACCCAUGAUGGCAGAACAAUCCGCUACCCGGAUCCACUUAUCAAAGUCAAUGACACUAUUCAAUUUGAAAUUGAAAGUGGAAAAAUUUUGGACUACCUUAAAUUCGAUAAUGGAAAUCUCUGCAUGAUUACUGGAGGUCGCAAUUUAGGGCGUGUAGGAACUGUUGUCAACCGUGAGCGUCAUCAAGGUUCAUUUGACAUUGUCCAUGUCAAAGAUUCGCAGGGUCACACCUUUGCCACAAGAAUGAACAAUGUAUUCAUCAUUGGAAAAGGAACCAAACCUUACGUUAGUUUGCCAAGAGGCAAUGGUAUUAAAUUGUCAAUUGCUGAAGAGCGUGACAAAAGAUUAGCAAAUAAAACUAAUUAAUAAA